AUGUCUGCUACUGCUUCAAUCCCUAUACCUCAUCGCCGUGUCUCUACUCGCCGUGGAUCUGUCUCUGCUUAUGAUCCAUUUGCUAUUCACGCCGAGAUCAAUGAGAACCCAAACCGCACCUCAUCUAGUACGCUGACCAUCGUCCGCGUUGCUCAGCAGCAAAUCAAUACCCAACCCAUCACCCUAAGUGAGCCUCCAUCUUCUUCUGCUCUGAGCCAGCGGAGGAUUCCGCGUCGUCAUCAACAGCCUGGCCCUGGCUCCUCCACAUCUCCCCCUUCAGAUUCCAUUCCUGGUAAUCGCCUUAGUUUCGCUUUCUCUUCCUUCUCAAGUGCGGGGCCAGCUCAAGGAGGCCCCUCUUCCUCUGCGAAUAGUAUUAAUAGAGAUCGUCCCCCAAGUCCAUCAUCUUCUCCCCGUCUCCGUCCAUCUUCUCCUCGUCUUGGCCCCACAUCUCCUUUCCCCUCAAAGCCUCGCCUAACUCCAGACCAGCUCGUCGACCUCGCACGCCAGGCCACCAACCCACGCACACUCACUCAACUUCAGGGUACUCCGUUCUCAGGGCCAUCCUCGCCUGCACCACUUACCCACUCUCCCGUGCUGCGUGCACACUCGCCAAAGUUUGGCACUAGCUCUGCACCUGCUCCUGCUUCUGUUGCCCCGGCUACCUUUACGCCUCUCCCUGCGGACAUCUUUCUCCCUUUUGUAGAUCGUCCAUCGGAGGUCGCAGCACUCAUCUCCUCUCCUCCCGAUGUCAAGCUCUUUUCGCUCCUCGCCCAGACUUGGUCAAAAAUAAUCGAUCCUCCAUCUGAUCAGAUCCUGUCCCUUCCACGCGAUCCUGCGCAAUGGUCUUACAACCACCUCAUCCAUCACCUUACCAAGGUCGAUAGGGACGUGGCCCCAGAUCCGUUCUGGGCUUUAUCUGCCCGUAAAUGUAUCCUUUCACAUUCGGAACUCCUCUGGGAACGGAUUAAAGGCGCCUUGGGCAUCCCGCCAGAGUUGGACGUCGACUGUGAUUUCACCAGAGAUCCUGACGAUGAUGAAAGCUGCCUUGAUACAGACGAAAUAUCCGAUGAUGAAGGUCGGGCUGCGAGCGGUCACUGGUCUGACUGGGACGCCGUCAUGGACUCUCCUGUGUUUGCUCGUGCCGCCAAGCGUCUUAGUGUCGAAUCUCCCACCGCUUCCCUCUAUCUUGAAAAGAGGGGGAGGGAGCGGACUUUGUCGUCAAAAGACGAUCAAGACUUCCGUACUCAGGUAGAGGGAAAGCUUCAGGGCCUUGAAAAAGGUUUCGUGCAAACGUCAGCCAAGGCUGUCGAGUCUCCAGAUGUUCCUACGACGGGGGCCACCACCAUCUCUCCUACCCCACAAGGGGCUCGAAGUCCCCCAGAUCACGAGUCGACUAUUCUCAUUGGAAGCCUCAGUCCUCCGACUAUAAUACAACAGCCUGCUAGCCCCGGGAUAACCGAUGCGGCUGAUUAUAUCUCGAUUGAACCGUUACUUGCACCACCGUCUAUCAGCAACCCCCCUCCGCUCUCCCUUCAGGGGUCUCUAGGUGCUAUCGGGGACGGUCUCGGUGACAUUGCAGAAGGAGCAGAAGAAGAGGAAGAGACGGAAGGGGUUGAUGCUGACAAGGAGACUGCGCCAGAAGAUCCAGACCUCAUUUCACCCUCCCAGAUCCAAGGAUUGCGCAUCUCCACUUCCCCGCUGCCGCUCUCCAAUUCAUUUCAUGCCAGAGCUAGCACGCCCCCGGUUCCUUCUCCCAUUUCGCCCCUGCCCCCGUAUCCAUCGGGACAGUCUUCGCUCCCGCACUCGCGCAGGAGCUCCAUGUCCUCUUCUGUUGGCCCCUUUCAGCGUUCGGAAUCAUUUGGGAAUAUCGCGUCGAGGAUGGGCGAGUCUUCUAGUUAUUCGUCCAUCACUUAUGCGGGCAGCGAUGCCGGUGAUAGUUCUGGGUACACGAGUGAUGUGGGCUAUGAUCCUGUGGGUGAUCGGGCACCUGGAAAUCCGCUCUUCCCGAGCAACUUUGCCAGGUUGGCUGUGGGUCCGACGUUGAGAGCCAAUAAUCCGAACCUUCAUAACCCUUCUGCUCCCCCUGCGUCGAGGUAUGGAGGGGUAAAUGUGAAGCCGAGGACGUAUUCGCAGGGUGCCACGGGGCUGGGCAGGAUUAGUUCCUUGCAGCGCCAGAGUCAUAGGCAGAGUUGGAGUGAUGCGCAUGAGUAUGCUGUUUCGGCAGGUGGGAGCAGUGUUGGCGUUGGUGGUGGGGAGUAG
Laccaria bicolor S238N-H82 is the source of this 2259-nucleotide messenger RNA. RefSeq lists its product as uncharacterized. Bases 1 to 2259 code for a protein of 752 amino acids. Lineage: Eukaryota; Fungi; Basidiomycota; Agaricomycetes; Agaricales; Hydnangiaceae. The transcript is spliced from 2 exons. The record is from RefSeq and is a predicted model, not a curated record.